Pangasianodon hypophthalmus (striped catfish) is the source of this 5944-nucleotide messenger RNA. RefSeq names its product titin. Gene Ontology annotation, cellular component: cell-cell junction. The record is from RefSeq and is a predicted model, not a curated record. Gene Ontology annotation, biological process: cell-cell adhesion. The transcript has 21 exons. NCBI's taxonomy places the organism in Eukaryota, Metazoa, Chordata, Actinopteri, Siluriformes, Pangasiidae. Gene Ontology annotation, molecular function: cell adhesion molecule binding. The coding region runs from base 71 to 5539 and encodes 1822 amino acids.
GCACUGUUUAGAAAUUAUUUUGGUUUCCAAGUUGGAUUUCCGGCACUGAAGAUAUAAGCGUCAUGUCACCAUGAUACAGAGACUGUCUCAUUUCUCUCUACCUAUUUUUAUACUUCCUCUUCUGCAAGGCUUGGAGAUCACAGACCCUGGGCAAGUGGUGUACAAGGAAGACAGAAUCAGUGGAGUGGUGGAACAUGAAGUAAUCCUGAAAUGUGGCCCUACCCUCCCUGAUGUCUACAUCUGGAGCUUCACCAAACCAGGAACUGAGAUGAUUCGAGCCGUGGUGUAUAACUUUGGAAAAGGUCCAAAGCUACAGCAACUGGCCCAGAACUUGGGUGACCUGAACAUCAGUAACAGCGCUUCUCUGUACAUAGAGAAGCUUCCUUUAGCAGCGGAGGGCUUAUACACCUGCCAAGCUCUGUAUGACACUUCUGAAGGAGCCAAGCUUUACUACUACUACGUGUAUCUGCGUGUUCUAGUGGCAGUCUCCAAACCAUACAUUUUUCGAAGUGACUCCUCAGCGGUUGAGGGUUUGUCCUUCUGGAUGCACUGCAAUCUGGAGAAUGGCACAGAACCCAUACACUAUAUCUGGGAACAGGAGAACCACAGUGGGCAGGUCCGCAUAUUGGCUGAGAGCAACAGCAGUCUGAUUAAUGUGACUUUGGUGACCCGCAACCACACAGGCUGGUUCAGGUGCCUGGCCAGGAAUGAGGUCAAUGAGGAGCGCAGUGACUGGAUCUGGUUAGAUGUCUUAUUUGGACCUGAUCCUCCUCAGAUCGAUGGCACAACAUAUUCAGUAACAUCACAAGGAUAUUCAGUCCUGGAAAAAAGAAACAUCUCCCUUGUGUGUCAAGCCUCCUCCAACCCUCCUAGCCAGUACAUCUGGCUCUACAACAACUCAGAGAUUUACUCUGGACGACAGCUUACCAUCACCAACAUCCUACGUGUAAACACAGGCUACUAUGCCUGCUUGGCCCAGAACACCUACCUUAAAACCCGUUCUCAAAAAACCAUCACUCUCACCGUCUACUACCCUCCAGAUGGAAUGCCAACUUGUUCCAUCUUCCCAGUGAAUAACUACACUGACCUGGCCCUCUUCUGCUCAUGGAAGGGAGGUUUUCCUCCAGCUACUCUCAAAUGGAGUCCAUAUGUGAAUGGUGAGAAUGGACAGGGUGUCACUAAUGUCACUCAGAUUCAGCCAGGUCUGGAGACUGGUAAUAACUCCGUAUACACCUGUUAUGGCUCACAUGUUGCACUAAACUUCACUCAGACCUGCAACACCAGGACAUGGUCGCCAUAUGGAGAACCCCAGUGUUCUGCAAAUUCUAGCCACAGUAAUGAGUACCUGAUGUUGUCCUGUUCAUGGGAGGGUGGAUUCCCUCAGGCUCUGGCAUGGUGGGCUUCCAGUUCUGGAGAGUUGCAGGGUACAUCUAAGGAAGCCACCAACAUCUUGGUCCUGAAUUCAAGUGCUACCUACAAUGGCAAAACCUUUGUGUGUCAUGCCAAACAUCCACUGAUUAAAGAAAGCAAGCAGUGUGUGAUCAAAUUGGAGACGCCAGUGUUGAUGACUCAGCACAGUGUGGUUUCAGUGUAUGAGGGCAAUGAUGUUCAGCUCACCUGUAAUCUGAGCAAAAACUACCCACCAGUCACAGAGAUCACCUGGUAUAACAACUCAAAGCAGAAUAUUGGUGAGACACCCAGGAAGUAUGUCCUGCAGCAAGAUGGUGUCUGGUUGAACUUGACAGUGAGGGAGACAGACAGCAAGGUGGACAGUGGACAGUACUGGUGUUCAGCUGCUAAUGCUGUUGGAGUAGCAGAGAUUCCCAUUUUGCUUCUGGUGAUGAGACACCCACUGCCUCCAAAUAUAACAAUCAGUAAGCUUAUAUACAGUGGGCGUCAGAGAACAGAUGUUAAUAUGGAAUGGCAAACUCAGAUGGAUGCUAACUUCACUGGGUUCUUCAUCGAGUAUCAGAGGCUCCCUGUCCCUGUAGGGAGGAGUGAUAUUGCCCCUCUCUGGCAAAAAGUGGCAGAAAAUCUGGAGCCCAGCAUCCGCAGCUACCAGAUCACCAAUCUGGAUCCAACCAGCAAAUAUGCAUUCCGUGUAACAGCUGUCAAUUACCGAACCGUUGGAAAUCCUGCAGAGAUGAGGAGCCCAGUGUCAGUUCCAGUUUCUAAACCGUACAUCAUACUAAGUGACUCAUCACCUCUGGAAGGUGCAUCAGUAUGGAUACGCUGUGGUCUGGAGAAUGGUACAGAUCCUAUUUACUACUUCUGGGAACAGGAGACCCGCAGUGGCCUGGUCACCACAUUGGCUGAGAGCAACAGCAGUCUAAUUAACAUCACUUGGGUGACCCGUAACCACACCGGAUGGUUUAGGUGCCUGGCCAGGAAUGAGGCCAAUCAGCAGCGCAGUGACCGGAUCUGGUUGGAUGUCAUAUAUGGUCCUGACUUGCCUCAGAUACAGGCCACUGGCUACUCUGUCACAGAGAUGGGAUUCUCAGUCCAUGAGAAAGGGAAUAUCUCCCUUACAUGUCAAGCUUCCUCUAACCCCCCCAGUCAAUAUGUCUGGUUCUACAACAACUCCCAGGUCUACAUUGGACCACAGCUCACCAUCACCAAGAUCAACAGAAUGCACUCAGGGAACUACACCUGUCUGGCCCAGAACACUUACCUGAACACUCACGCCAAGAAAACUAUCACACUGACUGUUUAUUAUCCACCAGAUGGCUUUCCAUCGUGUACCAUGUUUCCAGCCAAUAACUACUCUGAUCUGGCUCUCUUCUGUUCCUGGGAUGGAGGUUACCCUCCAGCUACCUUGAACUGGAGUCCAAAUGUGAAUGGAGACAACAGAGAGGUUAUCACUAAUAUCACUCGGAUUCAGCCAGGGUCUGAUAUGGCAAACAAUUCAGUAUUCACUUGCUAUGGCUCACAUGUUGCACUAAACAGCACCCAAAGCUGCAGCACCAGGACAUGGCUGCCCUAUGGAGAACCCAGGUGUUCUGCAAAUUCCAGUCGUAAUAAUGAGUACCUGAUACUUUCCUGCUCCUGGGAUGGUGGUUUCCCUCGGGCUCUGCUGUGGUGGGCCUCCAGUUCAGGGGACAUGCAGGGCAUAUCUGAGUUAGACACCAGCACCCUGGUCCUGCGUUCCAGUGCUAACUACAGUGGCACAACAUUUGUUUGUCAUGCCAAACAUCCACUGGCUAAAGAGAGCAAGCAAUGCAGUUUAAAACUGGAGGCACCAGCCUUGAUGACUCAGCGCAGUGUGGUUUCAGUCUUUGAAGGCACUGAUGCUCUACUCACUUGCAUUCUGAGUAAAAACUACCCCGUGGUCACAGAGAUCACCUGGUACAACAAAAUGAAGCAAAAGGUGGAGGACAAUGCCAGGAAAUAUAUCAUCCAGCAAGCUGCUGGAUGGUCCUUGACCGUGCGACAGACAGAUGGCAUGGUGGACAGUGGACAGUACUGGUGUUCUGCUACUAAUGCUGUUGGAGCAGCAGAGAUCCCAAUCAUGCUGCUGGUGAUAAUGCCAGUUUCCAAACCCACCAUUCUGCUGAGUGACUCUUCGCCAGUGGAAGGCACAUCAGUGUUGAUGCGCUGUAUUGUGGAAAAGGGCACAGAACCUAUUAACUACACAUGGGAGCAGGAGAGCCAGACUGGGCUGAUCACAACACUGGCCAGGGAAAACAGCAGUGUGGUCAGUGUUACCCGGGUCUCCCGUAACCACACUGGCUGGUUCAGGUGCCUGGCCAGGAAUGAGGUCAAUCAGCAACGUAGUGACCGGAUCUGGUUAAAUGUCUUAUAUGGUCCAGACUUACCUCAGAUAGACGUCACAGCCUACUCAGUAACAGAUCAUGGAUACACAGCUCUGGAAAAUGGAAACAUCUCCCUCGUGUGUCAAGCUUCCUCCAACCCUCCCAGCCAGUACGUCUGGUUCUACAACAACUCCCAGGUCUACGUUGGACCACAGCUUACCAUCGCCAAGAUCCUCCGUAUGCAAGCAGGCUACUACGCCUGUCUGGCCCAGAAUGCUAAUCUCAACACCCGCUCUAAGAGAACCAUCACUCUCACUGUUUACUAUCCACCAGAUGGUGCUCCAUCAUGUUCCAUAUUCCCAGUAAACAACUACACUGACCUGGCUCUUGUUUGUUCCUGGGUGGGUGGAUACCCACCACCAAGCCUAAACUGGAGUCCAUAUGUGAACAGAGACAAUCCACAGGGUCCCGCUAACAUCACUCGAAUUCAGCCAGGGUCCGAGACGUCUAACAACUCUGUAUUCACCUGCUAUGGCACACAUGUUGCACUAAAUGUUCCCCAGAGCUGCAGCACCAGGACAUGUGAGUACAGUGUAUCAUAUGUGUAUGUGAGUUGUAUGUGUGCUUUUAACAACAUGUUGUGUUUCCCAGGGCUGCCUUAUGGAGAACCCCAGUGUUUUGUGUAUGUGACUCGUAAUAACGAGUACCUGAUGCUUUCCUGCACCUGGGAGGGCGGUGUCCCUCGGGCUCUGCUGUCGUGGGUGUCCAGUUCAGGAGACCUGCAGGGAACAUCAGAGGAGAACUCCAACAUCCUGGUGUUGCGUUCCAGCGCCAACUACAGCGGCAAAGCCUUCAUAUGUCAUGCCAAACAUCCACUGGCUAAGGAGAGCAAGCAGUGUGUGUUAAAACUAGAGGCACCAGUGUUGAUGACUCAGCGCAGUGUGGUUUCAGUAUAUGAGGGCAAUGAUGUCCAGCUGACCUGCAUCCUGAGCAAGAAUUACCCUGCAGUCACAGAAGUCACCUGGUACAAUAAUUUAAAGCAGAAUGUUGGUGAGACACCCAAUAAAUACAUUCUUCAGAACGCUGCUGCCUGGUUUAACCUGACCGUCAGGGAGACAGAUAGCAUGAUGGACAGUGGACAGUACUGGUGUUCUGCUACGAAUGCAGUUGGAGGAGCAGAGAUUCCUGUCUCGCUCGUGGUGAAGAGGUACCCAAUGCCUCCAAAUGUGACCAUCAGUAAGAUCACAUACAGCAGCCAGAAGAGGACAGAUGUCAUCCUGGAGUGGUUGGUCCAGAGAGAUGAUGACCUCACUGGGUUCUUCAUCGAGCGUCAGACGCUCCCUGUAGGCAAGAGUGAUGCUGUUCCUCUUUGGCAGAAAGUGGUAGUAGAUUUGGAUCCAAGCACCCGCAGCUACCAGAUCACCAAUCUGGAUCCUAGUGGGAAAUAUGCAUUCCGUGUGACUGCUGUCAAUUACAGAACCACUGGACAUCCAUCAGAGGUCAAGAGCCCAGCAAACCCACCCUUUAAAGCUUAUCCUGCUGUUGUUGGAGCAACCAUUGGAGGCAUGCUUGUGGCAACAUUAACUACAGUCAUGCUCUUCAUUUUUGUGCUGAGGAAUCGCAACAGCCAUCCUCGUCUCCAUAGCAUGAUAUUUGGCAGGCAGAACAGCCAGUCGAGAGAAAAUAUCAACUUCCCUGAGGAUGAGGUUGUUAGAGAAGCAGAGGGAGAAGGACACACAGAAGAAACAAAUUCCCCAAAUCCAGAUUCCAACAACCAGCUUACAUAGGCAUGUGUUGACCUUAUCUUUUCAUAUCACAACUGACAUUGUGCAUUUGACUGUUGAAAUAUCAUUGUUCUUCUUCUUCUUCUUAAUUUGUAUUCAUAACAAGAGAGCGAUUUGGAUCUCGUUUUAUGUCAUAUCAUUUAAUUUAAAAAUACUUUUCCAGGACAAUCUAUGACAUCCCAAAAUGUGCCUCUUCUCCUUCCCCCUCUUCCAAGGACCGAAUUCAUCACUGAAACCAUCACAUUACACAUCCACAGAUAAAAAGCAAAUUGUUUUUUUUUUAGUCACACUUGACACAAACAUCCUCAUUACUGGAGGAAAAAUAUAUUGGGGUAGCAGGACAUUUAAAAUGUCAGCAGUGCCAUCUGUCGCACAGUAAACAGAGGUUUUAUUAAAAGAAUGUAGAUG